AUGACGAGCCCGAUCUGCUCCACACAUCUUAGGAAGGAGUCGAGGGCGAUUCUUCCUUGCUCACAAUAUCAUCCCAUAUCGAGGAUAUCAGCGCAUUCAAAGUUUAUAAAGAAUAACCCUUGUGUUUACGAUCCAGAAACGCAUAAAGCGGUAAGCCCUGUUGGAAAAUCUUCUAAAAUGGUCUUAGAAACGCGUUCGUUGAGGCAGGGUGACGAGUUGAUUCAUACAAAUACUGCUUUCAUUUCUUCGCACGAAAACGAAAGCGAAGCCUGGCCUUCCACUUCAUUAAAAGGUGCUUUGGAGCCCUUUUCAUGUAAAAAGGAGACGGGUCAACGCAAAGUCGAUAAAAAUGAGAAAAAAUUGGGACAAACACCCCGGGAAAAUGUGGAUGUGCACACGAAUAUUAGCUAUGUUCGUUCGCCAGCUUCGGUGUAUAGCUCGAUAGAAACUUCCAUCGUCGCCACGACGACGAGUUCGGCUUCUCUUAACUUUGUGAACCCCUCACUUUGUCCACCAUCCCAACCCCACUCUUCGCCACCUCGCAGGAAAAGGCCAAAUCCCCAACCAACCAACAACGAAAAAGACGCCACCACAUCUCCAAGGUGCAUCUUUCCUAAACCACCAAAGAUCCAUCCCGAUAUUUAUAUUAUCAAUGAUGCUAAGGGCGCCAUGGAAGCGGUUGAGCAGGAUGGUCGAAUCACGCGGGAUUCCCGCGACGGCGUGAACCAUUCUCCUCCCUUGUCGGCGCAUCGAAGUGGACUUCAUCAUUCGAUGCUUUCCCGGGAUGCUUUGCUGCGAUCUCGAUUGGGAUUCCCGCCGGAAGCCUCGGACGGGGUUGUCGAAACGGCGCCGAAUGGUUUGGGUGGAAAUCCAUCCCGCGGCCCGAGCCCGCUUAAUCGCAAAGAACUAAAGCCUCAACUCCAAACCACGCUGAUUUCUAUUUUUGAUCCAGAAGAUCCUCGCAGCGAUGGUGUGGGCGUGGCGGAUUUGGAUUCCCAAACCCCUAGGAGGUUAUCCAAUUUAGUGGAAUGCGCGUCCUCUUCGAUAAACAACACCCGUUCUUUUAAGAAGCCUACGGCGCAUGGGUACCCCGAGAAUUCUCCCUUGUGUGGCUCCUCCUUCAAAAAAGAUUUGCCCAAUCCGAAAAUUCAUACCCCGGUCCCACCUGCCAUAGUCGAUAUCGUUAGCUCUGGAUCUGCGAAUGACAAAACGGAUUAUAUUUCUCAUGGGCGGGAAGUAGUCCAAAAGAAAAGUGUGAAACGACAACUUUACAAGAAUGAUAAACACACACACCGGACGAGGGCCUCUCAUCCCUUCAUUCGACAUCUCGAUUCCUCCGAUUGGGGGGGUAUUUAUCCUUUAGGGGGUCAAAAGAAGUGCGUGGAGGAGGACGACAAGGCGGAAGAGGCGCGGCGUUUGCGCCGUUUACAGAAAUAUCACCACGACCUCGACGUCAUCCAAAACGGCGGCCGUGAAGUGGUGAAAAGUGAUAUGAAAAGCAGCGCCGACCUAACGCGGUCGCUUUCACAUUUUCGAAACUGGAGCCGCGCGGUUCAGGAUGGCCUAUUCACCUUUCAAUCCUUAUUUCCAUCCCCACGUUCAAGUCCAACUUCCGCUGCCAUCGAUCGCCAUGAUGUUGAAUACCGCGAAGGCGAAUGUCAGGGGGAGGAAUCGCCAGAAGGUCAUUCAGGGAAAAGCCCCAUCGAGGCUGCCUUUCCUGUUCAAUCCCCCGCUUUUCAGAGGGAAAAACCUGACGAUGAUAGACUGUUAUUUCGCCCCAUCCCUCGGGGGAAAAAAUCGUCUAUUACGUUUGAAAUCGAACAAAGUCCGAUUUCGGACUCUUCCAUGAGUGAUAGCAGCACGGACUCGGAUUGGGACCUUCCUUGUCAAAAGCAAGGCGCUUUUUUGAAAUCAAAAUCGAUCCCAAACACGCCUACGGCGAUUCUAAAGUAUAAAACGCAAUACAAAAACCCGUCAAAAUCCUUUAAUGAUGAUGCGGAAGAGGAAGAUGAGGAUCUAAAGUGCUUCUCGUUUUAUUCCUAUGGCAAAAAGAUUCAGGCGGACGCUGGGGGAGGCGAAUGA
Messenger RNA from Phytomonas sp. Hart1, 2082 nucleotides. NCBI's taxonomy places the organism in Eukaryota, Euglenozoa, Kinetoplastea, Trypanosomatida, Trypanosomatidae. The record is from the annotation of a GenBank genome assembly.